ACCUCUCUCGCUUGUGUUGACAGUUUCCAGCGCUUCUGCCAGUAACUUCUGCUUAGGUCAGCUAGUGCUUCUGCUGACUGACAAUUCGGCCAUCACAGCAGACACUUCUGCACCCCUCUUAAUUGCUCCCUCCUUGUCUAGAGCAGAGCAGGGGGUAGGUUCCUCGCCAUACUUAAUAAAAACAAUCCUAAACAACUCAUAAGGCAUGGGUUACGAAACCCUUCUCAAAAUGGACUUCUUCUCUGCCAACAGUGAACUUCAUGAUUGGCACCUCGGAACCCGUCCACUCACUGAUUGGUUCACGUUUGCAAGUCACAGCCGCCGCCAGUGUCAUCAGCAAGCAUAUGGAAUAAUCUUCCGUCAAAACACAGCUAUGCACCGAAAAGUGCCAACGUACACUGAAGGCCAAGAGUUGGCACUGAAAUAUAUGUGGUGCAUCACGCAGCUAGCAGCUGCUGCCGCCCACGACGUCUUCGUGAUGGUGUACUCCUCCCUGGACGAUACCAACCAUGGUUCCAAGACAAUCAAGGACUAUUGCAAUCAGCUUGGCAUGUUCGAGGUUUACACCAGUCUCAAACAAGAUGGCUUUCCGGACAAUAUUCUAAAGGUCAGUCCAAACAAAGCGCUUUUGUAUGACCUUAAAAUAACAAGAAAGUUAAUGGAAAACUUGAAGGCUGAUAAAGUGAAGGAUGCUGUUAUAAAAGAACUCUUGGAAGUUAUCAAACAACUCGUGUUCUCUCGGAACGCCUUGUGCCAUAACCAGCUCCAAAGUCUUAGUAUUGAUGAUUUUAGGAAGAAUAUUGUGCAACUGAAGGCAUACUUGAGGACAUUAUAUACUUUGGCAGGGACAAUCUCCAGUAAUGAAACUUCAACAGACUCUUCCCUUCUCUUUUUUACCGACCAUCUCGAUGCCCUGUUUGCCCAGUGUGAACUCCACACACGCCCGCCAACCGAGAUCAAGCUCUUUUAUUUUAAUGAAAAACCGUCUACAGAUGACAAGAGCAUCCAAGCUUCCACUGGAAACAUUACAGAUGACAAGAGCGUCCAAGCUUCCACUGGAAAUGCUACAGCUGACAAGAGUGUCCAAGCUUCCACUGGAAAUGCUACAGAUGACAAGAGCAUCCAAGCUUCCACUGGAAACACUACAGAUGACAAGAGCGUCCAAGCUUCCGCUGGAAACACCACAGUUGACAAGAGCGUUCAAGUUGAGCAAGGCAGUUAUGACAAUGAUCAAAUCGCACAUCCAGGUGCUCCAAACACCUCUGUACAACAUGCAAUGCUUCUCAUCAUAAAAUCGAUACUGACCAUCCUAUGGAAUGAUCCAAUGAGCACUAGAAUAAAAGUGUUGUGCUGGGUUGUUUUGGGUUUAACAUUGACAGCAUUGCUUCUCAUCAGCAGUCUAGCCUUCACCACUCUCCUCUAUAUCAGCAUCAUGGUGAAAGAAAUCAUCAAAACCCUCUUUAGACUGGGCCUUAGACUGUGUAUGUGA
Messenger RNA from Procambarus clarkii (red swamp crayfish), 1489 nucleotides. NCBI's taxonomy places the organism in Eukaryota, Metazoa, Arthropoda, Malacostraca, Decapoda, Cambaridae. The record is from RefSeq and is a predicted model, not a curated record.